This is a messenger RNA of Schistosoma margrebowiei, 2528 nucleotides long. The record is from the annotation of a GenBank genome assembly. NCBI's taxonomy places the organism in Eukaryota, Metazoa, Platyhelminthes, Trematoda, Strigeidida, Schistosomatidae.
UUCACCUCAAGGUUUUCCCCUGGUGCGGGUAACUUAAAGACUAUUCCUAGUGGUACUCAAUCCAGCUCUAUGUGUGAUGGAGGCAAAAGCAAGCGAGUUUCAUCGACUUCAUAGGAGACUGCGUAGUGACGAGGAUGAUAAAUGGGAUUGUAGUGUAUGCACCUACAUAAAUCCCAAAGAAUCUUAUAAGUGUGAAAUAUGCCACACCAGGAAAGGAACUUCUACAAGGAAACCGAGAUUAAAUACUCAAGUAGUAGAACAGCAACAGUUAAUUGCUCAAACUAUACUAAAAGAAAAGGAUGAUGAACAAAAAAAGAAAAGAGAAUCUAAAUGCAAGCAGUCUGUAUCCAGUAACUUUCGGUUCAAACACUUUGAUCGAUCCUCACCAUUACUUUUCGAAAUCUUCGCAAAUGGCUAUAGCGUUAUUAUCACUGAAUUCCAACCCAAAUCAAUAAAAUCAAAUGUCAGGAGCUUUUCAGAAAGCCCUGCGCCUUCUAAUUGCUCAUCUCAUCAAGGUUUCGGACCUAACCCGAAUACUUUAGCCGAUGAUAUAUCAUCAACAGACUCACUGACCAAUGUGCCUAUUAACCCACGGCCACACCAUCUUUCGGAGUACGAGUUUAACGAUCCAAUUGAUAUUAAGCCUCCUAAAAUUUCCGAAUAUCCAUCAAAGCCUAGUUUUGGUAUGACAAGAUCUGGUCCAUCACCAGUUGAGGAGCCUAUGCGCCCUUGUAGAUCGUACUCACCUGCAUCCAGUUCAGCUGGUGGCAACACACUAAGCAGAGCAAGCUCACCACCUAAUUCAAUUGGUCCUUGCCUGUUUGAUGUCAAAAAAGAACAAGCUGCUCUUGAGGCUGAACAAGCCGCUCAUGAUGGUGAUGAUGAGUGUGAAGAAGAAGAAAAUAUUCCUAAAGCUAGCUUAUCAACAGAACCAAAGCUCUGCUCUCGUGAAACUAAACAAUCCAGGCGGUCCGUUUUACGAACUGUUUCUUUAAAUUCAUCUUGUUCAUCUCAGAGCCGCCGAAGUCACCGAGAAGAUAGAUUACGCUGUACUUCCUCCAUGUCACCUUUAAAGCGAAAGAAACUGACUAGUGGUUCUAGUCGCGGUAAUUGCAUAGGUUUAUCCUCUCUUCCACGUGGUUGUCAGUCAAAAUGUAGAAUAUCAAAAGAAAUAAACUCUUUAAUGUCUCCUACUAGUUACCGUUCCUUACGCAGUGGCAGCGACAAGUAUGUCGCUAAUGUAACGAAAUCCAAAAAAUCAUCAAAACGAUUCAAAAAGUUCUCUAGUCAGUUGGAUGCAAACUUAAAACCACAAAAACGUCAACGAUUUGAAGAAUUACCGAAGUCUAAUUGUAAACAGCGACUGCAAAAUGGACAAGAGUAUGAAGAGUCUAUAAUGGCAAACGAAAAAGUUAUCUACAAUAAGAGUUCUUUUUCUAGUAAUAUCAAUUGUAGCAUCUCUACUAAUCAUUACACUUUUCCUGAUGAUGAGCCAAAAAUACAUUCAUCACCAGAUCAUAAAGAUUCUACUUGCUCUGUAUCUAUAUCCCAGACACAUCCACGUUUAUCAACAGAAUCUAAAAACACUAGUGCAAUGACAGAUAGCAGUGGAGCUACUGCCUUAGAAAUGUCUAGCUAAUUAAUUUCUGUUUUGUUUUCUUUUUCUAGGAAUUAUUUUCGUGUGAUGAUAGUUUUUACUCUGAUUGUAUAAAAUUGUCUAAUUUGUUUCCUUUACUAACGUUUUUUUUAAAAAGAAAGUAACUAAUCAUUAUAUUUCAUCGAGAAAUUUUACUUAAAAGACUAAAAUAUUAAAAUGAUGCACUGAAUAAGGUCUAAUGUCCGCUAUGUAUGAAAUGUAUUUAAUGCAAACCUGUCAUAUCUUGUUGUUGUAGGUAUCAAAUAAGAAAUAUCUAUCAAUAAAGGAAGUCACUCUUUAGUGCCUUUAAUACUUUAUACACAUAGUGUAACAAUUACACUUCUUAUUUUUUCGAUAUUUACCGUGUUGUAAAUGUACAUAUAUUAUCAAAUCUUUAAAAAAAGUCAAAUAUGUGAAUAUUCAUGUAGGUGUAUUAUAUUUCUCUAUUUUUAACUUUCCUCUUUGUUUUUGUUCACAUUUCACAUUCAACGAAGGCAAUGUGCUGUGCACAUAUUUAUGGUCUCCAAUUAGAAAAUUUAUUGUUUAGCUACCAAUUAUAAUGUUAAAAAUUCUUUGUUUAUUUCAUUCUACCAAGUUUUUUUCCGAAGUUUCUAUUACUAUUUUUACCAUUAUUGUUAUUAUUAUUAUUCGGAAAACACUUGAUCCUGUUUAUCAUAUUUUGUUGUUUUUAAUAUAAUGCAAAAUUAUUUUAUGAAGUAUGAUUGAUCUCAACUAAUAAUCUUCUUUGUUCUUCCUCUAUUGUCGUUUAUUGUUUUUGUUUUUCACUUUUCCCAUAUACAUAUAUAUUUGUAAAGUUUUUAUACAUAAAUGUAUAGUUCUAAUGUUAUUACAAUGCUAUCGUAAUACACACCAUGUUGUAUUGUUCUGCGCC